CAACGUAAAAUUGCAAAAUAUCAUGUACCUGGUGUUGUAGGCCAAUGGUGAGAGGGCUCUCCUUGCAGAUAAGCUCCAGGCACCCCUGAAGGAGGUACAAGGCUCAAAGAAGAACAGGUCAUCAACUUGGGCUGCUUGCAGGGAUGUUCCGACUGUCUGGGUAUACAGCUGAGGCACUGAGAUCAGGUGGUGCCCAAGGAGACCAUCGUCCACUGAGAGCUGCCCAUGGGAUUGAGCGAGCCGAGCAGGAGCUGCAGAGACUUCUGGCAUCCAGCCCAAUUCUUCACCGGUCAGCUGGACACAAAGUGAUCCAGACACUGUGGCUGCUCAUCCAUCCUUUCCUUGUGACUUUGUUGUGUGUUGAGUGGGCUCUUUCUCAUGGAAUAUAUGCAUCCUUUCACAUUUUAUUUUGAAAAAGAAUAAUACGUGGCAUCCCAUCCACAGGACUGUCUCAACACUGCAACACUCCUAAAGAGUUCCAACAAAAUGGAUUCCCCCUGUAGCAAUAUAUCUUUAAAGAAAUCUAUUGUAAUAUUGAUUUCACAAUUUUGUAUAGCUUGCAUUUUGUUUAUGCUCUAUAGCAAAAUAAAUCUUACAUCAAUACUUUUUAAGAAUAACUUUGAGGAGCUGAGCGUGGAACUAUCUAACCAUUCACAAGUCACCAUUCUACUUUGGACUUGGCCAUUUGGAGAUACCUUUCCACUUAAUCAGUGCCCACUGAGUAUUAAUAUUUCGGGAUGUUUUUACACACAGAACAGACUGUUAUAUUCAUAUGCUGAUGCAGUUAUUCUGCACCACAGAGAUGUUUGUUGCUCUAAAAAAAAACUACCACACAUGCCAAGACCACCAAAUCAGUACUGGGUAUGGUUUAACUUAGAGUCUCCAUCAAACACUGCAAACUUAGACUUUAUGAACAAUCUCGUCAACCUGACUAUGAGUUACAGGUCUGACUCUGAUAUUUUUGCCCCUUAUGGUUGGCUGGAGCAGAAUGAUAAAGAAGUGAACUUCACUAUUCCAACGAAAAAUAGGCUGGUAGCCUGGGCAAUCAGUAACUGGAAUUCUAAUUCCAGGAGAGUGCGCUAUUAUGAGCAGCUAAAACAGCAUGUGUCCAUUGAUGUGUUUGGACAAUUUCAUAGAAGUCUCCCCAAUAGUGAACAUCAACAAGUCCUUUCUCAGUAUAAAUUUUAUCUAGCCUUUGAAAACUCUGUGCAUGAAGACUAUAUAACCGAGAAAUUAUGGAAGAAUUCUCUCAUGGCUGGUUGCGUGCCUAUUGUAUUAGGUCCUCCUCGGGCAAAUUAUGAACGUUUUAUUCCUAAAGACUCUUUUAUACAUGUGGAGGACUUCUCUACAGCACAGGAACUGGCUGCAUAUAUUCUGCAGUUAGACAAAGAUGAUAAAGCAUACCAAAAAUAUUUCCAUUGGAGGAGAAGGUUCCAUUCGAUUCAAGACUUUGGUUGGGAUAUCCAUUACUGUAAAAUAUGUAAGGCGCUUAAAAAAGCACCUAAGCAUAAGACUAUUGCUAGCAUUGCAGACUGGUAUAAAUAAUAAUCAGAAAAAGACAUACACCAGGCCAAGGUGCUUAACUAGUUGUGGUCACUUCCAGUAAAAAAUUCUGCACGCCUGGGAAGAAACGGGAUAUGUAUGACUGUGUUUGUAUAGGCAGAACCUUUUUGGUAGAGUAUAAAAGAGUUAAAACCCC
Molecule: messenger RNA, 1699 nt
Organism: Rana temporaria (common frog)
Lineage: Eukaryota; Metazoa; Chordata; Amphibia; Anura; Ranidae
Product: 3-galactosyl-N-acetylglucosaminide 4-alpha-L-fucosyltransferase FUT3-like
Exons: 3
Coding region: 487-1545 (352 amino acids)
Cellular component (GO): membrane
Molecular function (GO): alpha-(1->3)-fucosyltransferase activity
Source: RefSeq, a predicted model, not a curated record